AAUUGAUAUUACCAAAACUAAAACGACACGUGAAGUCUUAAACAGCCAAUAAAAAGCUACCGACAUAAGGCAAAACUGAUCGUACCAUUAAACGUAAUCCACGUGGUUUCAGAUUACACGUGGCAUCACACACGUAUCUCCAUUUGGCCUAUAAAUACAAACCCUUAAGCCCACAUUGUUUCUCAUCAUCUUCACUACCAAAAAACACAUAUCAAAAACGAUUUUACAAGAGAAAAAAAUGUCAGAGACCAACAAGACUGCCUUCCAAGCCGGUCAGACCACUGGCAAAGCUGAGGAGAAGAGCAAUGUUCUUCUGGACAAGGCCAAGGAUGCUGCUGCUGGAGCUGGAACUGCCGCCCAACAGGCGGGAAAGAGUAUAUCGGAUGCGGCAGCUGGAGGUGUUAACUUCGUGAAGGAGAAGACCGGCAUGAACAAGUAGCGAUUCGAGUCAAAAUUGGGAGUUAUAUAUAAUUUCCCUUAUCUAAUCUAAUUAAUUGUUGGGAUUUUAAAUAAACUUGGGAGUCAUAAUUGAUUCUCAUAUUCAAUCGUACUUCUUGUUGUUGUCUUUAGUGUUGUAAUGUUUUAAUGUUUCUUCUCCCUUUAAAUGUAUGUUUGGAUGUUUAUGUAUUUUUAGCUUCGGGUUAAUCAACAACAUCUAGUUUAAGUUCCAACAA
Molecule: messenger RNA, 674 nt
Organism: Arabidopsis lyrata subsp. lyrata
Lineage: Eukaryota; Viridiplantae; Streptophyta; Magnoliopsida; Brassicales; Brassicaceae
Product: stress-induced protein KIN1
Exons: 3
Coding region: 239-439 (66 amino acids)
Source: RefSeq, a predicted model, not a curated record